This is a messenger RNA of Oncorhynchus mykiss (rainbow trout), 4338 nucleotides long. RefSeq names its product neuroligin-2. The record is from RefSeq and is a predicted model, not a curated record. Gene Ontology annotation, molecular function: neurexin family protein binding. Lineage: Eukaryota; Metazoa; Chordata; Actinopteri; Salmoniformes; Salmonidae. Gene Ontology annotation, cellular component: membrane.
GAAGUGAACCUCUGUCAUCAUAGGCUACUCUGGCAUCGCCUAUACCUAUAACACAUUUUGUAGGACUGAAUGCAACAUCACAUGGUUCAUUGAAGUCAUUGGAUACUGAAUACAGAUGCUUUAUUUCAAGAUACCGAGACCCGGUGCAACAUAGGCUAUCUACUGUAUCUCAGAUGGGUUAUCUGUCGACGAGGUAGAAGGAAAAUGUUCCUAUCGCUUUAACAUUUUAUGACGUCACCCAGAUGCAGAUCUCCAUCUGAAAAUAUACUUUAUUCAAUAGAGUUAAAACUGCUCCGAGUGUGGACAAAACAACAUGUAUGUAAAUAUUAUUUCACAGAUACAGAGUGGCUUCGGCAGAUAAUAAGACAUCCUUAUUGUGGCAAAAAUGGGAACCGCACUCAUUCUGCAGCAGCUUUGAGUGAAUUCGAGUGAGCAUGUGUCAGUUUUAAAAAGAGAGAAAGAGAGAAAAAAAAAGAGAGCGAGAGGGAGAGAGAGAGAAAGAAAGAAAGAAAGAAAAAGAAAGAGAGAGAUGAAACACACAAGCAGCUCUUCUAAGGCAGCAGCCGAGGAAUAUUCACGAGCGAGAGGCUGCAAAAUAAUGAACAUCGUUAGGCAACAACCCUGUAAAAGUAAUUAUGAUAUGCCAAACGAAGCCACAACGAAACGGAAGAUCCAUUCAUAGCUCCCCUUUGUAGCCAAUAUAAAACAUCAACGAAGAAUCGCAAGUAGGCUAAGCAAAGGAGAGGUCUGAAACCCCGUUUGGAGAGUCUUUAUUUUAUUCAUUUAAAUAAUUCGUUAAUGUUGGCCUUCUCGCAACAGAGGGAGGCGCCGUGGAAAUGUAUCACCAUGGAGAGACGGAGAGAAGACGAGCAUCCUUUGCGUUGAGUUAGCCGCUAAUGCGUUAUACGCAUUUGUUUUUAUUAUUGUUUUAUUUUCUCUGCUUUCUCUUAAGGUAUCAAACAUGUGGUGAGCUAUCUGUCGACUAGAGAGAGAGAGAAGGGUGUUGUCAGAAAGAGGAAAGACAGAAGGAGGGGGCAUUAGGUGUUUUGGGGGGGGAACGGGGGAGACAGACCGACACCGAGAAGGUGAAUUGAUGUGCGAAAGCCUGCGACACGUCACUUUCCUGAGAAAUAAUCAUGCAAAAUAAAGAAAUGGCGUAAACCAUAACCCCAUAAAACAAGAGAGCGAACAAGACACAUCUUCAAGGGAGACCCUCGCGUUCUCACGCACAUUGGGAAUAUUUGGGGUGUGGCGUGUUGGCCGUGGGAGCUGUCAGUCUGCAGCUGGCCUAUCUGGAGCUCUCAGGAGAAUGGACCAGAGCAGACAGUCUAGCUGAGGAUGCCCCCCGUCCAUCCCCAUCUCUACACCUGCUCUCUCACUUCUCACACCAUGCUAGGAAGACGCACUCUGCACCUCUGCUUCUGACCACCCCCUACCCCCCCCCCCCCCACCCCCCCACCCCUCCCAAUACCUUAUUUAUCCCAGUAUCUCCAAUAACCUACUAAUUUUAGGUUAUUUGGAGGUCCUUUCUAUACCCAUUUCUGCCCACGAGUGAACUCUUGGUCAUAAUUUGUUUUUCUGGCCAGAAGACUGAAGGACAUGUCCUUCUUCUCAGAGAGUGGUCCCAGACGGCAGGGUUCUGGUGGGACGCGGCGCUCCAGCCCCCGCAGGAUGUCUGACCCGUGUCUGGUGUGUCUCCUGAGCCUGGCCCUCUGCCUGACCCUGUCUUCCUGUCAGCGGGCCGACCUCAGCGGGAAACACCCCAUGGUCACCACGGGCUAUGGCAAGCUGCGCGGCGUCAGGAAGGAGCUCAACAACGAGAUCCUGGGGCCCGUGGAGCAGUACUUGGGCGUGCCCUAUGCCACCCCGCCCAUCGGCGAGCGUCGCUUCCAGCCCCCUGAGGCACCAGGUUCCUGGCAGGAGAUUCGCAACGCCACCCAGUUUGCCCCUGUAUGCCCGCAGAACGUACACGGGGUGCUGCCUGAGAUUAUGCUGCCGGUGUGGUUCACUGACAACCUGGAUGCUGCAGCAGGCUACGUUCAGAACCAGAGUGAGGACUGUCUGUACCUCAAUGUCUACGUGCCCACUGAGGAUGGUCCACUCACAAAAAAACACGAUGAGUCUACAAUGAACAAACCGAGGGAUGAAGAUAUCCGUGACCGUCGGAAGAAGCCAGUGAUGUUGUUCAUCCAUGGCGGCUCCUACAUGGAGGGGACGGGAAACAUGUUCGACGCCAGCAUCCUCGCAGCCUACGGCAACGUCAUCGUGGUCACCAUGAACUACCGUCUGGGCGUGCUCGGGUUUCUGAGUACCGGGGACCAGUCAGCCAAGGGGAACUAUGGUCUGUUGGACCAGAUCCAGGCUCUACGUUGGCUCAAUGAGAACAUUGGCCAUUUUGGAGGAGACCCAGAGAGGAUCACCAUCUUUGGCUCCGGCGCCGGAGCCUCCUGUGUCAAUCUGCUCAUCCUCUCCCACCACUCUGAGGGGCUGUUCCAGAGGGCCAUAGCCCAGAGCGGCUCAGCCAUCUCCAGCUGGUCGGUCAACUACCGGCCCCUUAUGUACACCAAGAUCCUGGCUAAGAAGGUAGGCUGCAGCUACGGGGACACGGGCGACCUGGUGGAGUGUCUGAGGAGGAAGAGCUUCAGGGAGCUGGUGGACCAGGACAUCCAGCCGGCCAGGUAUCACAUCGCCUUCGGCCCCGUGGUGGAUGGAGACGUGGUUCCCGACGACCCCGAGAUUCUCAUGCAACAGGGGGAGUUCCUGAACUAUGACAUCCUGCUGGGGGUGAACCAGGGAGAAGGGCUGAAGUUUGUGGACGACAGUGAGGGGGAUGAUGGGAUCUCUGCAGCUUCCUUCGACUACACCAUCUCCAACUUUGUGGACAACCUGUAUGGAUACCCUGAGGGUAAGGACAUCCUGAGGGAGACCAUAAAGUUCAUGUACACAGACUGGGCCGACAGGGACAACGGAGACAUGAGGAGGAAGACCCUGCUGGCACUGUUCACAGAUCACCAGUGGGUGGCGCCAGCGGUGGCCACAGCCAAGCUGCACGCUGAGUUCCAGUCUCCUGUCUACUUCUACACCUUCCACCACCACUGCCAGACGGAGGCCCGGCCAGAGUGGGCGGACGCGGCCCACGGGGAUGAGCUGCCCUACGUGUUUGGGGUCCCCAUGGUGGGAGCCACCGACCUGUUCCCCUGUAACUUCUCCAAGAAUGACGUCAUGCUCAGUGCUGUGGUCAUGACGUACUGGACCAACUUUGCCAAGACCGGGGAUCCCAACCUGCCUGUACCCCAGGACACUAAAUUCAUCCACACCAAGCCCAACCGCUUUGAGGAGGUAAUCUGGACCAAGUUCAGCUCCAAGGACAAGCAGUACCUGCACAUUGGCCUGAAGCCCCGCGUCAGGGACAACUACCGGGCCAACAAGGUGGCCUUCUGGCUGGAGCUGGUGCCUCACCUGCACUCCAUGCAUGAGGACAUCUACCCCAUCACCACCCGCCUGCCGCCUGGAGGAGGAGGUCCCCGCGCCCACCGACCUGGCCCCCCUGGGGCACGCUCCACCCGCCACCCCGUCAUCUCCACCAACCCCCCCGAACCCGAGCCAGACCCCUCCGAGCCGCCCCGCCGCAACCCGUUCCCUGACGAGAUAAGGGACUACUCCACGGAGCUGAGUGUGACAGUGGCGGUGGGCGCCUCGCUGCUCUUCCUCAACGUGCUGGCCUUCGCAGCCCUCUACUACAAACGGGACAAACGCCACGAGCUGUUGCAGAGACGCCACCGCCGCUUGUCCCCGCAGCGCGGCAUGGGCACCACCAUGGGAGGGGUGGGCGCCCCGUCCCACAACGACCUGGCGCUGAGCCAGGAGGAGGAGCUCAUGUCCCUGCAGAUGAAGCAGCAGAGGGUGGAGAUGGAGCACGGCAUCGGCACGCCCCUCCCUUCCCGGGGUCUCCACGGCGACCUGGAGCCUCUACGGGCGCAGGUGGGCCCACCAGACUACACGCUGGCCCUGCGGCGGGCACCGGAGGACGUGCCGCUGAUGACGGCCAACACCAUUACCAUGAUCCCAAGCACCAUCAGUGGCAUGCAGCCCCUCCACCCUUUCAACACCUACCCCCCCGCCCCGCCCCCCCCCACCACCCCCACCCCUGGCCACAGCAACAACGCCCUGCCACACCAACACUCCACCACCCGAGUAUAGGACCAGGCACAACCUGUGGUUCAGCAGAGAUACAAACAAACACCACAGAUGGAUCCCCUCCUGUUCUUUCUCUCUCUCACUGGGAUUAUCCUCCAGCUUUUUCCUGGGACUCUUUUUCUGUGUUGCUUUUUUCUUUUU